Messenger RNA from Oncorhynchus nerka (sockeye salmon), 3388 nucleotides. RefSeq names its product transcription factor SOX-4-like. The record is from RefSeq and is a predicted model, not a curated record. Gene Ontology annotation, molecular function: RNA polymerase II cis-regulatory region sequence-specific DNA binding; DNA-binding transcription activator activity, RNA polymerase II-specific. Lineage: Eukaryota; Metazoa; Chordata; Actinopteri; Salmoniformes; Salmonidae. Gene Ontology annotation, biological process: anatomical structure morphogenesis; positive regulation of transcription by RNA polymerase II; cell differentiation.
AAAUUAGAGGCUGCUGAAAGUUACCGAGUGCGCAGCUGAAAGGUGGAUCCUGGUUCUAGUGAAACAAGCUUCUUCCCGCAUGGUGCUCGGAAAGAAAAGCUAUGCAGAAAAAGAGUUACCUUACUUUAGAAACUUUGAACAUUUUCAGUGUCAGUGCGCUCACACAGCCACUCAGUUUGCUUUCCGCUGCUUACACGGCACAUGUUUAUGUCCUACACGACUGCUAGAGUUGAUUAGCUUAGGCUACAUAAAGCAUUGUCGGAGGAAACAGAGUGGAAAACGGGGACAGUUUUACACCGUUCGUUCUGUCUCAUAUUACAGAGACUCGAAAAAAAGAACUUUUAACAAAUCCAGCAUUUUUAACGGCUAUCAACGGAUUCCUGUGGUUCCGGUUCGGCACAUCUCAGGACUGACUUCUAUUCACACAGCCAGCUAGAAUUGUAAAAUAAAAUAAUUUUCUUAAAAAUUAAAAACUACUGUGUGGAACUGAACUGGAGAGCAAGCAGGCGCACUCUCAUUGACAUUAUUAAUUAUGGUACAGAAGACAAGUAAUGCGGAGAGCUCCGAGGCUGUGUUCGAGGGAGAGUCGUCUGAUUCCGGAGCUAUGGACCUGGACAUGGCAUCCUCACCGAGCCCCGGAUCCACGGCUUCUUCCGCGGGGGAAGGCAAACUGAACCCCGCCUGGUGCAAAACACCCACCGGUCACAUCAAGAGGCCGAUGAACGCUUUCAUGGUGUGGUCACAGAUUGAAAGGCGUAAAAUUAUGGAGCAGUCACCGGACAUGCACAACGCGGAGAUAUCCAAGAGACUGGGCAAGCGCUGGAAGCUACUGAAAGACUGCGACAAGAUCCCCUUCAUACGAGAGGCGGAGCGGCUCAGACUCAAGCACAUGGCGGACUACCCAGACUACAAGUACCGGCCCAGAAAGAAGGUGAAGUCCAGCAGCUCCAAACCGGGGGCCGAGAAGGAGGGAAAGAUCAGCGGUAGCAACUGUAACACCAGCAUGAAACCAGCUUCUAAAAAGAGUGGCUCAAAAUCAUCCAGCAAACCUCAUAAAAUAGUUUUUGGGAACAGCAGCAAAACACCAUCAUUCCCAGAACAAGUCAUCGGCACAGAUCACCAUUCUCUUUACAAAUCCAAGUCUGUUUCUGCUGCCAAACUAAUACCUGACAAGAAGAAGCGUAUGUAUGUGUUCGGGGGCAGCAGCCUUAGCCACAGUGUGAGCCCGUCUUCAGCAGCGGUGCCCGCCAGUCCCACACUCAGCAGCUCCGCGGAUUCCAGCGAACCACUCAGCCUGUACGAGGACGCGACAGCCAGCAGCAGGCAGGGCGGCGAGUCUCCCUCCAGCGCCUCGGAAGACUACACUACUAUGCGGGCGUCCUCCCCCACUCCCUCCGCUUAUCACUCCUCGUCCUCCUCCCAAUCCUCUUCAUCAGAUGAGGAGUUUGAGGAUGAUCUACUGGACAUUAACUCUAGCCCUGGUUUUGACAGCAUGUCUCUGGGAAGCUUUGGGUCCUCGGUUUUGGACAGAGACUUGGAUUUUAAUUUCGAGUCGGCCGGUUCUCACUUUGAGUUUCCUGACUACUGCACCCCAGAGGUGAGCGAGAUGAUUUCAGGAGACUGGCUAGAGUCGACCAUUUCUAAUUUGGUGUUCACGUAUUGAGCGAGAGAAAUAGAGAACGAGAAAACCCACAAGCAGGAAAUGUUGUCUUACUAUUCUGAGCAAAAAGGGAUUCCGGUAAAGUGAUUUUGUGUCAUACCGUAACCUACAAAGGGUCCCUCCUGCCGAGAAAGAGACUGCAAGUCCCCACGCGCUGACUGUUGAACAAAGCGAGAGAAUAACUUGCUUUUAUUACAAGAAUCAACUGUCGACUGUUAUUAUGAGACAUGGCUACAAGUAAGCUGAAGUAUUGCCUCGACUGGAGAGGAAGAUAUUGUUGCGCUCUGAGUAGGAGUGAUCGGGUCCUAUUGAAAGAAACACACGAUCAGAACUGGAAAACUGUGAUUGAUUUGCACGAUUAUAAUGAUGGCGGGUUUAGGUCAGCUAUACUUUAUUAAUCAAUGUGAGUUACUUAAAAGGGACAUGUUGAGAAACGUUUUAUGAUCGCCAAGUGAACUUCAUAAGACUUAUUACAGAGGUACAGAAAUCGGCUGGAUGUCUGGACAGUUUUUGGUUUUGUUGUCAUCGAGGCAGAUGGAUUUGUGAACCAGGUCUUGUUAUGAUGUUUUCCCUCACCGUCUGUUUCCUUCGCUGAAAGAAGGGCUAGACUUUUCACUCUUGAUUUUUUUAUAUUUAAAUGUAGACUUUUGACACUUAAAGAGAGGAAACAUUUGUUUAUUUUGUCAGUGUAUUUUUGUACAGAUAUAUAUCAAAGGGGGUGUCAAUCGGUGUAUAUCGCUGUUUGGAUUUCCUCAUGUUAAAGAUCCAGGUGGCCGGUUAUCUCAUGAAUCGGCCUUCUGUCCAUGUUUACACUAUCAAUCUGCAGGCUUCUUAAAGACACAGUACCACAUUUCAAUACCCCUGUGAACAUGCGCUUCAACUCACACACACACAUACACACACACAGUAUUUUGAGCAGGCACACUUCUUGCAUUUCAUUUUAGAAUCUUGCCUACUAAUAAAGAAAGAUUGUAGCUUUAAAUGAACAAUUUCUUGGUGUUUUUAUAUCGACAUUCGUGUUUUAAAACCACUGGAUGGAAGAAUAUAAAGUCAUAUUCAAAUUGCCUAUUUUGAGUUCCCGCAAACAACAAUUAGGUAGAGACCUUCUGCUUUUCUCAUUGUAUUUGAAUAUGUCAUCUUUUCUACUUGUUCGCUAACUCUAGCUAAUUGUUUUAGUAUCUUAUGGCAUGGUGAAUGAAUAGUAUUUUGUAUUUCAGAUUCAGGUUAUAGCUGUUGUGUUUAUAUAUAUAAAAAAAUAUAUAAAAAAAGAUUAAAAAAAUAAAAAAAGAUAAGAAAAAUGAGGAUAAAACCGUGAAAACAUCUUUGUACAUUUGACUGUGUAUCAUAAGCAACAAAUAUUGUGUGUUUUAUGUGUAGUUAAGCUAUACCAUGACAGGCACUAGAACUGAUCGCUUUCUACUAUCUUUACUUAUGUUUAAGGUGGUUGUUCAGGAUUUUUUUUUUUUAUAUAUAUAUAUAUAUAUAUAUAUAUAUAUAUACAGUUUUAAAUAUAUUAACUUUAUUUUCAUCCCAUUUCUGUGCAAUAUGCUGUGUAGAAUAUUGUUUUGUCUAAUCAUUGCCAUAGCAACAGUUUUGAAAAGGGGGACUCAUGCCAGCUAAUCGUGUCAAUUCACUGCCUGUCAGAUUGUUGAUAAUUCUGUACAUAACUUUUUUUUUUUCAUUUUUUUUUUCAAGAAGGAAAUAAAUAUCAGCUGGAACUGAAACACA